Messenger RNA from Linum trigynum, 1157 nucleotides. The record is from the annotation of a GenBank genome assembly. NCBI's taxonomy places the organism in Eukaryota, Viridiplantae, Streptophyta, Magnoliopsida, Malpighiales, Linaceae.
AUGAAAGGAAAAAAUGAGAGAGGGUAGAGAGAGAAAAUUAGAGAGGGUGAGGCAGCUGGGGAGUCAUGGGUUUCACGACGUUUCUUUUCCUUGCAGAUCUGGAGCUGCCGGAGUAGAGGUCAACGGAGGCCCCAGCGGAAAGUGUCAGCGGUGGUCGAGGUUUGGCAGGAAACUGGUCUCAAUCAACCGCCAAGCUUCGGGUAAUCAGGUCUGGUAUAGACUGCAGGUGGAUGAUGGUAAUAAGCGCUGGUUCAUCGUGCUAAACGAGAUUCACGUCGUUUGGCUCCAAGGGGUUCUUCAAACGGCCGCCAUGAGAAAGUGGUCUUUUCCUGAGCUCUGCGUUAGGAGGUUCAGGGGCCGAGUCAUCCUUAUCGGUAAGUUCAAGACGCGGUGGGGAGAAGUUCUACAAAUCUCUGAGCAAGUGCUGAAUGGAAGAGUUUUUAAGGUCUUGAUUCCUUCCUCUGGCCCGAAAGAAGGAUGGGCAGGAUUGAUCAGAUUGUUACAAUCAUUUUAUAAACGUAAACUUCAACUAAGAUUGUGCCCGACCCACGUUCCCGCGUCUCUUCCACUUCCACCGCCACCACUUCACUUGACAAGAGCCACAAGAUCAUAUGCAGAAGUUGUAAUGGGUGGGGGCCUCUAUGGUGGAGGAAACAGCAGCAUUAAGGGGUCUGGCAAAAACAGAUUCAUCGAAGUGGGGGAAGAUGGAAUUUCAGAGAGAGAGGGACUUCUGGGAAGAAGCCUGAUCAUUAGUUUCUCUUCACCAGGAUCGGCAGUCUUCAAGAGCAACAUUGUUCCAGAAGUCAGAGAUUGGGCUACGAGAUACUGGGCAAUAGAUGAUAGCUUCAAUUUUCUGGACCUUGCUAAUUGGAACUGGUUAUUAGUAUGUCACAAGGUGACGGAAGCCAUUAGAAUUAAAGAUCUGAAUUACUUGAGUUUCAGAGAGUUCUCGAUCAACAUCUCUCCUUGGUCGGAACGAGUUACAGCCCCUGUUUCCGCGGCGUUUGGAUCCUUGUUUUUGGUAUUCUGAUUCCUCUCAAAAGCGUUAAUCUGAUCACAACCAUUGGUAUUUUUUGUGGGUCCUUCAUUGAAGUCGACUGGAAUUCUUGGAGCCUUGAUUUUGUGCGAAUUCGAAUCAAGAAAACUGGACUGAUCCC